Molecule: messenger RNA, 3185 nt
Organism: Diceros bicornis minor
Lineage: Eukaryota; Metazoa; Chordata; Mammalia; Perissodactyla; Rhinocerotidae
Gene: GREM2
Product: gremlin 2, DAN family BMP antagonist
Exons: 2
Coding region: 176-682 (168 amino acids)
Biological process (GO): animal organ morphogenesis
Molecular function (GO): BMP binding; receptor ligand activity
Source: RefSeq, a predicted model, not a curated record
UGCCAGCCCGGGCUGCACACUCGGCCCGCGUUUCUUAUGGGCGGCUGCUGGAGGCCGGCUGCGGUCCAGCUGAGCGCGGCAGCGGGAGACCAAACUUAGACCCCGCUGUGGACUCUACCAGCCAGAGAAAGAGAGAAGGGACCCGAGGAGGAGGCUUCCAUCACGUCAUUGCAGGAUGUUCUGGAAGCUGUCCCUGUCCUUGUUCCUGGUGGCCGUGCUGGUGAAGGUGGCAGAGGCCCGGAAGAACCGGCCCGCGGGGGCCAUCCCCUCGCCUUACAAGGACGGCAGCAGCAACACCUCGGAGAGAUGGCAGCACCAGAUCAAGGAGGUGCUGGCCUCCAGCCAGGAGGCCCUGGUGGUCACCGAGCGCAAGUACCUCAAGAGUGACUGGUGCAAGACGCAGCCGCUGCGGCAGACGGUGAGCGAGGAGGGCUGCCGGAGCCGCACCAUCCUCAACCGCUUCUGCUACGGCCAGUGCAACUCCUUCUACAUCCCGCGGCACGUGAAGAAGGAGGAGGAGUCCUUCCAGUCCUGCGCCUUCUGCAAGCCGCAGCGCGUCACCUCCGUCCUCGUGGAGCUCGAGUGCCCCGGCCUGGACCCCCCCUUCCGACUCAAGAAGAUCCAGAAGGUGAAGCAGUGCCGGUGCAUGUCCGUGAACCUGAGCGACUCGGGCAAGCAGUGAGCGCGGCGGGACGCAGCCCGCCCUGUGCGCCCCGCCCGGCCGCCGCCUCCGUCCCCGUCCCCCGAGCCCCCCGCACGCUGCCGGCGCCCCCCGCAGCAGCAGCACGUCGCUGGGGGCCGACGGCGUCCUUGCACGAGCGCGGACCGCAAGUGGAGCUUCGCUGAUGUGUUCCUGACCGACCCCGGGCCUCACCUGUGCACCCCCAAGCCAGGCUGCGUACCAGGCCCGAAGGAAGAUGCUGCAAAACCACCGCCCGCCACGCAGCCGUCGGAGAGGAUCGUUCAGGUGAUGCGCUGUCAAUCCGGCGUGGAUGUUUCCACCAUGUGGAAAAGCGAAUAUUGCCCCGGCCUGACCCUACACUCCAGCUCGCCCCUUCCCCCGUGCAGGGGAGGAUGCGUCCGCCCGCAGAGCAGCCCCUCAAACCUCUGCGGGUCCCCGGACCGCUGGCCGGGAGCGUCCGCUCUGGUGACUCGAGGGCUGCCCUCUGCGCUGCUGUGAUGCGGCUUCGGACAACGUCCGUAAAGAAUGUCCUGGACUGGGAGGUCCUCCUAACGAAGCUGACGCCGAGAAGACAACUUGAGCCACGUGGAUCACGAAGUGGGCUUCCCUGGGGACCUUGCUCACAGCAGGCCACACUCUCCCCCACCCCCAGCCACCACCGCCUCUCCCCCCUCACUUCCCUCACCCCCAUCCGGGGACUAAAGAUGAACUCUGGUGUGCAUGCUAUUAUCGCUGCAAUUAGAAUAUUAUUACACACAAAGGUCUCCAUAUUAACGCUGGUUUCAUAAUUGACCUAUAGUGUAAAGAGCUGUUAAAAAGUAUUAUAGACCUCUCCAUGUAUUGUUGCACGUGUUUUCACUCUGGCUUUGCAGCGGCAUUCUGAGUAAGGACCAGAGCAGGUGGUGACCCGCCCGGAAGGUGUUUUCCUCAGAAAUGAUGCCUGAUCAGCAGUUCACUGUCGUGCACCAAUUCUUAGAUUGGGCGCGGAGAUGGGAGGAGCUGUGAUUUUACAUUGAACUUGUGUUUCACUGAAGACACUAAAACAUUGUGGCACGUGUAGGAUAUUGGGUUGUGAUGGAAAGGUGUAGGGAGGGGGAUGGGUUGAGAAGUUGUUAACCUAAAGGUCAAAAAUCGCUAGAAUAUUUAAUAUGCAUAUAUGGAGUGAGAAGGUAUACUAUUUCACUGCCAUGACACCAAGCAAAAAAUAUUUCCUGUUGGACGAAAGAAAUAUUUAAAAUUAUAAGGAGUUGAGUCACUUAGUGGUAUAGGAGGAAGUAAAGGCUAAAAUAUAUAGAAUAGAAAUCUAGUUGAAUUGUCCUAUAGAACACAACUAGCUUCCUUUUCAAAGAAUAGACUUUAAAAAGGCUGAGCAAACAUUAGGUCACCUUUCACUUUUUAUUUGAAAUGUUGGGGUUUUCGUGUUGUGGUUUCUUGAUAUAAAGUUGACAUAAUUUAUUUCCCUGCAAAGUUAUACCUACUUUGAGUCCCUUUGCUAAAUUGCCCCACUAAAAGCUUCCCUGUGAGUCAUGUUUAUGGAAUCUGAUAAAUGUGAAUGAGAUGCCAUUGGUGGGAAACAGCGUACUUUGAAGACUUUUCACUGGUAAUGCCUAAGCACUCAGUCUCAAGUGCUCCUGCCCAACGGACUCAGAAAGGCCUGAUUCCUAGUUGUGUGAGAGAUCCUCUUCAAGCUGCCCUGGGAACUGAGGCUUUCUGACGGUAGAUGGUGGUGAGGCGUCUAGACACAUUCACCUGGAGAGCAAGGGUUUGGGUGGGAUGUGGCAUGUUUGUGGGCGAAUCCAUUUUCUGCCCCUGCACAGCUGGUUUCAUUUCUGCUACUUCUAUAACACCAUGAGACCUGAGCAGAAUGUGCUAUUAUAAAGGGGAUCUUGGCUUCAGAAAUGAGUUUAUACAGCCCUAAAUCGGGAGGCAGAACUCAAUAGAAAUCCUUAAGGGCUUGAACCUGGAUGGAGAGAAAGAGUGGAGAGGGUGUCCAAGCUCAGAACUGAUUUUUGCAUUUAGUGGAAAACCUCAAGUCAGACUCAGCGGAAGGACACGCAGCAGAAAGGCCGUGAAGGAAGGCGGUCCAUGCGAUUGUAAUGGAGGCUAAUGGACUGGAGUAGAAGGGAAAAGAGGCGAGAAUCCUGCCCACUACAAAGCCAACAACCACUGUCAUUUGAUUAACACAGACCCAAGCAGACAAAGGAAGGAUUAAGCUAUGAACUCACAGAAUACAAACAUGAGCACACUCUCUUGGAACCCAAUUGUGGAUGUAGCAAUAGAAGCAAUACGAUAUGCUGCAGUGUGAAGCUCCUUCUGGGGGUUCUUGUAUGUACAAAGUUUACCUUAUAAUGGCUCAAAUUGUAUUUAAUUUUUUUUUGUUUGUUUAUAAAUGAAGAAAAGCUAUAAGUAUAAUGUAAUUAUUUUAUAGGUGUACUAUUAAAUUAUAGAACAAAUAAAGAUACUCUAGGAUUAUAUGUGAUCCUGGUGUGAUGUGCCAUAAAAA